This is a messenger RNA of Rubroshorea leprosula, 997 nucleotides long. The record is from the annotation of a GenBank genome assembly. Lineage: Eukaryota; Viridiplantae; Streptophyta; Magnoliopsida; Malvales; Dipterocarpaceae.
GCUCCUCUUGCUUCGGUCCCUAACUCUUAACCCAAAGAGGAAGAAAAGAAAGAAUUAUUGAGAAGUGUACAUGGAAUCAGAGAAAUCAUCAAAGCAACCGCCCUUGAUUCCACCACUACCAAGGGACCACCGUGGGUCACUUGAAGUAUUCAAUCCCUCCACCUUCGCAACCCGACCCACCAACCCUGUUUUCCAAUUGAAGCAGCCGACCUGGCAAACGUGGACAGAGCCUCGUGGUGGCUCCGAACCCAACUCUCCAUGCAUCUCCUCCACCUCCGAGUCGAAUCCGGCAGAAGAAAUCAAAUCAUGGAUGGCUCUGAAGGAUCCAACACCACCCCUCGUUCAGAGAAUCAUCAAAGAUCAGGAUCAGAACCUCGAAAUGCCACGAUCUUCCCCCGGAGAAGUUGGUGCUGCGGCGCAGAGGGCUGCAGAGUGGGGUUUGGUGCUGAAAACGGACAACGAAACCGGGAAACCGAAGGGUGUUACGGUUAGAAAUUCAGGUGGGGAUGACCCCAAUAACAAACCGGGCAGUUCACGGAGAGACUCGAACAAUUCAAUAAGGAGCUCAGGGGAUUUAUCAAACGACGGCGACGGAGACAACAAGGAGAAAAGUAAUAUUCUCAGGGUAUCGGAGGGGUUGAAAGACGCAUUGUCAGCAUUUCAGCAGACCUUUGUGGUGUCGGAUGCGACCAAACCCGAUCACCCGAUUAUGUAUGCAAGCGCCGGAUUUUUCAAGAUGACUGGUUACAGCUCCAAGGAGGUCAUCGGCCGGAACUGCCGAUUUUUGCAAGGGGUGGGGACAGACCCGAAUGACGUGGCAAAGAUUAGAGAGGCAUUGCAGGUUGGCACGAGUUACUGUGGGAGGUUGCUGAAUUAUAAGAAAGAUGGGACCCCUUUUUGGAAUCUUCUGACAAUUUCGCCCAUAAAGGAUGAAACCGGCAGAGUCCUCAAAUUUAUUGGGUGAUUUAUAAUUGAAAAAUAUAAAAUAGAACUAAAU